Meloidogyne enterolobii is the source of this 1040-nucleotide messenger RNA. The record is from the annotation of a GenBank genome assembly. Lineage: Eukaryota; Metazoa; Nematoda; Chromadorea; Rhabditida; Meloidogynidae.
UUAUUCGAAUAGGUUGAAAUACAAAAAAGUUAUAGCCCAAAAACUGACUCCUAACCGCCCAGACUCUACUGUCCCUCCAAAUUUUUAUUCAAAAAAAUUUUUUUCAGGAUGCUUAAGCCUACAAAUUGAUUUUAAAAUUUCCUUAAAUUCUUCAAGAUAUUAUGUUUAAAUCAAUGCUCCCUUCUUUUGUCGUGCUAGCUUUGUUACCCAAUUUAGUCCAUUCUGUUGGUUUAGCGCCCGGACUUUAUUGUGGGACUGUUACUUGUUAUGACGUCCUCGAAAUUUCCCGCGACGAUUUUAACAAAACCGAUUUACCAAGAAUCUAUAGAAGAUUGGCAAGGCAAUAUCACCCAGAUAGGGCUAAAAGAGAGAACCGGGAAGAAGCAGAAGAACAAUUUAGACUAGUAGCCACAGCCUAUGAGACCCUCAAAGACGACGAAACACGUGAAUAUUAUGAUUAUUAUUUGGAUCAUCCAGAGGAGCGUUAUUACAAUUAUUAUCAAUAUUAUCGGUUGCGGACUGCUCCGAGGGUGGAUGUCCGCAUUGUUAUUGUGGUGGCUAUUUUGUUGGUGUCGACUAUACAGUACCUUAGCGCUCACCAAAAAUACAGAGAAGCUUUAAAAUACGCUAAAGAGCAAGUAAAAUUUCGAACAAUGGCUAUUGAUAUUGCAAGGGAAAGGGGAGUUUUAGACUUUGACAAACUUACUGGUAAAGUGAAAAAGAAGCAGAAAAAUGGAAUUGACGCGGAGGCUGUUAUUAGUUCAAUAAUAGAAGAAAACAUAAAUAUCAGUGGCGGAUACAGGCCUCCUUCAGUCUACCAGACAUUAGCUUGGCAAUUGAUAAUUUUGCCAGUAACUCUGUUUGCUCAACUCCGUUGGGGAGCCUCUUGGAUAUUUAAAUUUUGGAUUUGUAAAAAAGAUUAUGAUGAUGAGGCUAAAUUGUAUUUAAUUAGGAGAAAUUUGAAGCUUUCUGAAGAACAAUUUCAAGUAUAUUUUUUAAGUAAACUACAAAAAAUCAGAAUUUUUAAAAUAUUUCCGUAA